Molecule: messenger RNA, 963 nt
Organism: Daktulosphaira vitifoliae (grape phylloxera)
Lineage: Eukaryota; Metazoa; Arthropoda; Insecta; Hemiptera; Phylloxeridae
Gene: CBP
Product: sarcoplasmic calcium-binding protein
Exons: 7
Coding region: 114-764 (216 amino acids)
Molecular function (GO): calcium ion binding
Source: RefSeq, a predicted model, not a curated record
ACCUGAAAAAUUAGCAUAUUACAAUUUCACUUGCUGUUCACAUCACACGAUCAUAACAUUAGCAACUUAAACACAAAUUAAAACAAAUACGCUAACAUAUAAAUUGUAUCAAUAUGAACAGAAAUAUAUUAAAAAGGAUGAUUGUUUUAAAUAAAAAUUGUCAAAAAUAUAUACAUCUCGAUCGUGGUAAUAGAUUUAUCGUGAGCAGAAAAUUAUUUGAAAAUGAACAUCGACUAAAACACAACAAAAAUUUGGAACCAAAUAGUAAAUGGGCUUCAAAAUUAAGAGCUUAUCAUGAAUUGAUGGAUGUAAAUAAAGAUGGAGUUGUUUCUUCGGAAGAUCUUUUAGAACUUACAGAAAGAUUUUCUACUAUUAAUAAUAUGACAAGAGAACAAAGCUUGAUGUUUAGUAAAGUUAUAAAAAACUUAUGGUAUAAACAUUGGGGUUGCAUUGAUCCAUUUAGUUAUGUUACUGUAGAAAAGUACUUGAAUUAUAUUCAAUAUGUUAAGCAAAAUAAGGAGUUAAAACACGAUGUCAUUCAAUUGUUGCCCUAUUUAUUUAAAACUGUUGAUAAAGAUCAAAGUGGCGAUAUUUCAAAAGAUGAGUACGAUCAGUUUUUGAAAUGUAUUGGAACUUCUGCUGAAAAUCAAUUAAUUGAGUCACUUGGAAUUGUUAAUGACACUGAUGGUACAAUAAAACUGGACGAUCUAAUUAUUAUUAUUGAAAAGAAUUUCUUUAAGAGUGAUAAUGUGGAAGAAUUUUGAAAUUUGAAAUGUAUUAUUAUACAUGAAUGUGUUAAAACACAGCUUAGUUAUUAUACAGCUUAGUAAACUAAUAUUUAAAAAUAUUUUGCUAUACAUUAUAAUUUAAAUAUAAUUCAAUAAUCCAUAAAAUAUUGUUUGCUGUUCGUCAUAUUUAAAAAUUAUAUACAAGAUGAUUCACACUGUUACAGUAAAUUUAAUA